This is a messenger RNA of Anguilla anguilla (European eel), 3452 nucleotides long. RefSeq names its product chromosome alignment-maintaining phosphoprotein 1-like. The record is from RefSeq and is a predicted model, not a curated record. The transcript is spliced from 2 exons. NCBI's taxonomy places the organism in Eukaryota, Metazoa, Chordata, Actinopteri, Anguilliformes, Anguillidae. Gene Ontology annotation, biological process: attachment of mitotic spindle microtubules to kinetochore. The coding region runs from base 84 to 1529 and encodes 481 amino acids.
AAGCAGAAGAAGCAGAAGAAGAAGAAGAAGUCGUUGUUUACAGAGAAAAACAUAGCAACACUUCCGCCAGCUGUUUGACAAAAAUGGCGCAAACCAAAGCUUCCAGUUGGUGUAGCGUACCGUUAUGCUCAACGAGCAAAUUAAAACAGCCGUAUUUGAGCUUCCACUGUUUUCCGAGUGAUAAACAGUUACUUAAGAAGUGGGUCCAGGCAAUUAGGAGAGAAGAAGGCAAGAAUUUCACUAUCAAAAGAGGCAGUACCUACGUCUGUAGUCUGCACUUCAAAUCAGAGGACUUCACUCCAGCAGAGGGACGAAAACGUCUCAAGAAAGAUGCAGUACCUUGCCGUUUCAAGUGGAAUGAGUGGCAAGAGACCAAGCGCAGCUCAGUAUCUGAACGUACCAGCACUCACCUGAAUGGUGAUGUUCGUGAGAUAGAGAGAAACAUAAGAGAGACCGAGAAGGACAGUGUCGCAGAACCAGUAGCGCCUGAUCAUGACUACAAUAACCCUGCAGCUCCAGUGUUUGAAAAGAGCCGUCAACACAACACUAAAACCAUGGAUUUCAAGUGGAUGACCGUAAGCGCUGCCUCCACAGGGGGCCACCUCCAGUGUUCCUUCUGCAAGUACCAGUGCAAAAGCAAUGCCACAUAUCAAAUCCACAUUGGCACCAGUCACCCCUUUCACUGUGAGGAGAUGGAUGUGGGUCGUCUGGGAAAGAUCAUCUUCUACCAGAAGAGCGCCAAGCUCUUCCACUGCCACGAGUGCUUCUUCACGGGAAAGUCGUACACCCGCGUUUAUGACCAUGUCCUUGUCAGCCAUUCCUUCUCGAGGAAAGACAAGACAAACAACAACAGAGACCCCAAAGACUACUUGAGCGACAGCAACGACAGCAAAGACGUCCCUGACAACGACAACAAUGACGAAGAGAGGCCAGAAGGGGGAGACGGCGAGGCCAAACCCAGGGACGCAGUCUGCCUCCAAGCUCCCGCCAAGUUCGCGGCCCUGAACUCUGCCAAGAACGAGGAGGCGGAGCUCUAUGAUGAAGACUCGCAACAUUCCAGCUCUCCCAGCCAGCCUCCGAAGAGGAAGAGGGAAGUGGCCAGCGAUGAGGAGGCGCCCCCUGACGGCGAGGACUUCCCCGACUUUGCAGGCAAGCCGGAGCGUGAGGCGGACGAGACGCGGGAGGAGAAGCAGGCGGAGGAGACGCUGCUGUCCAAGUACUUCCGGCGCAUCGGGGGGCGCUACUACUGCAACAUCUGCAACUGGCGCGGCAAGAUGAAGGGCUUCAUCUUCCACCACGUCAGCAAGAAGCACAACAUCCCCAGGCCGUUUGCCUGCAAAGAGUGCAGCAAGUCCUUCCUCUUGGAGAGCAUGCUCCUCAGCCACGUCAGCAUGUUCCACAAGCAGGGGAUCUACCAGUGCCCCUACUGCGCCUUCAAGUCCAACUACCUCCGCGGCGUCCGCCGCCACCUCAACAACUGCAACGUCAAGCAGGGGGAGUGGUCGUAUGACAGCGACGAGCAGGACUGAGGCACGGGUGGCUGAACUGAAACGUGACUGCAUGCGUCUGUAUUAACUGAUAGACGUUUGCCGAACUAUGCCUCAGUUUUUUUUGUUUUUUUUUUAAUGAAAAGAAUAAGCAAAUUGACAGAUUGUAUGACUGUCUGUUAUUGUGUGCCAGCAAUGGAGGGCUGAAGCGUGUGAAUCCUGUAAAAACAGCCGUAUCAAUGGGAAGAGCGUACUGGACUGUAACAGGGACCUUGUCUUACCUUCAGCUCUCCAGCGAAGUAUGCUAGUGUUCGGCGGCUUUGCUUAGCCAGUCGCUGCCGUGCUACAGGUUUAGCUUAACCCCAUGAAGAUGCGAUAUAAUUUGUCCUGUUCACUGUUACGACUUUCUGAUUAAGAGUUGCAGUGAAAUAAGCAAAGGAUACUGCACCUCAAUUUCACGAUUUCCUGAUUAGAAUAACACUAUUGUUACUGAAACCAAAUGUUAUGUUUUGGCACCCUUGUUGUAAUAGGAGGCUUGCCCCAUGUUGUACAGCUACUGUUCAGAAUGCUUGACCAAACCAUUCAAAAGAAGUGCUUGACUCUAGGAUUUAAACUAGCAUCAUCCUUGCCCCAAUUCUGACUAUCCAGCCACUACACCAACCUGCCUCUCUUUCAUAAAGUUCAAACAUGUUUACAGAUCAUAAUUUUACGUUCAGCCUGUCUAGUUGUGCUAUAUCUGAACGCAUUCCAUUACAGUAAACAGUAUUUAAGUUCAUUUUGAAGACUGCGGGAUUGAUGUUGACACCUUCUGUUGCACUCUGGAAGAUGUUUGUUUACUUCUCAACGUGCAUGCUGUUAUUUCAUGACCAUUACAUCAUGAACCAUGAUGAUAGGAAGAAAGUAGCCAGGUGCAUCACUGGACUUUGGCCACUUUUUGCAAGUCAAAAAAAUGGGAAGAAACGGUUCUCCUAUGGCUCUGACAAGCUAAAGCCUUGUAUCUUUAAGCUUCUUCUGUAUCUUUAUUUUCAAUGGUGCUCUUCUCCAGUGUAUUUAAAUUUUUGUCUGGCUCAUCUGAUCUGUCUGGAUUACAGCAUUCGGGGGCUUUUAGAGUAUUUAGACCUGAACUCUUAAAUUUUAAUUUCUCUCAGAAAACAUUUUUGUGUAAGGCCAUUGUGAUUUUUCUUUUUCAAAUAUGUUUUAUGGUUUUUUAUGUGUGUUCCUGUGGUGCAUUUGUGUAGAUGAGUAACCAAUGGAGGUUUCAAAAGCUGGCUUCCAAAGUUUUAAAUUUCACUUUCGUAAAUAUUGUAGUCUCUGCGAAUGCAGUAAUACAUCUGAAUACUACUGGUAGUGUUACACAAUUCAAUAUUUUGUUUAUUUUGUAGUUAGGCAGUUCAUGUUUUUAUACAGUGUUUUUAUACUAUGUUUAUCGAUUUGCUGGUAUUCUUUUAAUAGGAAUUAUGUGUUUACAUCAGAGGACUAAAACUCUGACGCAUCAUUGUGACAUUUUGCCUUGGAUAUCAAGCAAAGCAUCCUUAAUAUGUGUCAUAUUUAUCUCAUUGACAGUGGAGCCUUUCAAAUGACAUUUCAUUUAAUUUACAUGGAUGUGAAUGUGAAAAGCAGUUCAAAUGGAAAAUACAAAAUGGCUGCUUUUCAUUCAGAUUUGUUGUGAUGGCUGAGGCUGUAAGAGGUGUAUAACUGCUGAUACUAACUGCAUGUAGAGCAGGGUCAGAGGUCUAAGAUGAAAGGUCUUCAUCAGAGGUCAGGAUGGGGGUGGGAAGGCAUAUCUGAAACAGACAAAAAUCAUGUGAUGUCAUGCUAAUACAAUAGAAAUCAGUCUGCAGGCUGUUUGAUAAAAUUUUAGGAGUCAUGUUAAUAAGGCUAACAACUGUAGCUGUGCUAAUGCUAGUAGUAAUGGUGAUGAUAAAAAAAACCAUUGGUGUGCUAAUAAAGCAGCAUUGAAUUAGA